AAUUGUACUUCAUUACCUUUUUAAUAUACGUCCCAAACACCAGCGAAGACUCUCUCUCAUCUCUCUCUCUGUAUCGCAGUUUAGACGCAGAGAGAUCUUCGAUUUAUUUCGGUCUUGGUUUAUGAGCUCGAAGGAGAGACCCACUCUUGGUGGUACGCGGAUUAAGACCCGCAAACGGAAUAUUGCAACACCUCUGGACCCUGCAACAUUUUCGGAUGCAGUGGUCCAGAUUUAUGUGGAUAAUGCUGGUGAUUUGGAACUUGUCGCUAAAAGCAUUGAAUCUUCAGACCUUAACUUCUCAAGAUACGGUGACACUUUUUUUGAGGUUGUCUUCAUAGGUGGGCGCACACAACCUGGCACAACUAAACCUGAUGAAGGGGAGCAUCACCCUUACUCUAUAAUAUCCAGUGAGCCUAAACGUGAAGCUAUUUUGCCAUUCGUAAUCUACAUACAGAAGAUUUUGCGGCGAAAGCCUUUUCUCAUAAAAAAUCUUGAAAAUGUCAUGCGAAGAUUCCUUCAGUCAUUGGAGCUUUUUGAGGAAAAUGAAAGGAUUAAGCUUGCAAUUUUCACAGCACUUGCAUUUUCCCAGAAGCUGUCAGGUCUCCCACCGGAGACUGUGUUCCAGCCACUGCUUAAGGAUAACCUUGUGGCCAAAGGGCUAGUUCUCUCAUUUGUAACAGAUUUCUUCAAGGAAUAUCUGAUCGAUAAUAGCCUUGAUGAUUUGAUUUCAAUUCUGAAGCGGGGUAAAAUGGAGGACAACCUUCUCGACUUCUUCCCCUCUUCAAAGCGGUCUUCUGAAGCUUUCUCGGAGCAUUUCAGCAAGGCGGGGCUCAUACCCUUGGUUGAAUACUUUGAGAAGAAGAUAUUCGAGGUGAAGCUGAGGGAAAUGAAAUCUGUGUUAACAACCCAAAUAGCAGAGGAAACUGAUAUAAUUGAAGUCAUAGAAUCUGUGAAGCAACAUGUUAAAGAUGCUAAAUUACCAGACAUUGAAGUUGUUCGGAUUCUUUGGGAUGUUCUAAUGGAUGCUGUUCAAUGGUCUGGGAAGAAUCAACAGCAGAAUGCUAAUGCAGCUCUUCGUCAGGUGAAAACAUGGGCAAAUUUAUUAAAUACCUUCUGCACCAGUGGAAAGCUUGAGCUGGAACUCUUGUACAAAGUCCAGGUCCAAUGCUAUGAGGAUACUAAGCUGAUGAAGUUAUUCCCUGAAAUUGUGAGGUCCCUAUACGAUCAGGAUGUGCUUGCAGAAGACACCAUUCUCCACUGGUUCCGUAAAGGAUCGAACCCGAAGGGCAGGCAAACCUUUGUGAAGGCUUUGGAGCCCUUUGUAACAUGGCUGGAGGAGGCAGAAGAGGAGGAAUGAGCGUGUCUGGUUGAACUUGGAUAGGACAAGGAAUGAGCGUGUCCUAUCCGCUAUCGUUCUAAGAUAUAAGCUAAUAAAUAAAAUAGCUACAUUCCGUUCGUUUGUCAAAAAGUUAUUUAUCUAUUGUGUGUCUCUCACCUUCUCUUGCACCUAUAUUCAUAUUGUGCUUUUUGAUGAUAUAAUGAACCAUUAAUGGCGUGUUUACUUCCAAUAA
This is a messenger RNA of Cornus florida, 1571 nucleotides long. RefSeq lists its product as uncharacterized. Gene Ontology annotation, cellular component: membrane; cytoplasm. Lineage: Eukaryota; Viridiplantae; Streptophyta; Magnoliopsida; Cornales; Cornaceae. Gene Ontology annotation, molecular function: protein binding. The record is from RefSeq and is a predicted model, not a curated record. The transcript is spliced from 8 exons. The coding region runs from base 122 to 1357 and encodes 411 amino acids.